Drosophila teissieri is the source of this 1345-nucleotide messenger RNA. RefSeq lists its product as uncharacterized. NCBI's taxonomy places the organism in Eukaryota, Metazoa, Arthropoda, Insecta, Diptera, Drosophilidae. The coding region runs from base 127 to 939 and encodes 270 amino acids. The record is from RefSeq and is a predicted model, not a curated record. The transcript has a single exon.
UUGAGUAACGAAAUAUUUUUAAAAUCGAAAUAUCCAAAUGCUUUCUAGACGACUACUGUGCUAUCGAUAACAUCACAGCAUUUGUCAGUUAUCGUUUUCAAAAAUUCAAAAUUCCCAGUUAAGCCAAUGACUCAGGAACCCAACUGGAAAAAGGCCUACGACCAUCUGGUCCGUGAGCACCAGAAUGACCAGAAUCGGGUGCACUUGCUGCAGCGACAACUGCGGCACUUUCGGUCCAAGCGCGUACGACUGCAGAAUGAACUUGAGGAGGAGCGACAGGGCAUGGACGUUUGGAUAACGAUGAUGGAAACCGUGCACCGCCGAGUGGAGCGCUUUAAGAAGCACAAGCACCUACUCUCGCCCAAAAAGCACAAGCAACUGCGUCGCAUAAUAGGAAAGCUGCCCAUGAGCACCUUUGAGGAGCAGGUGCGUCUGAUGGAGGUGUCGGAGCAGUUGGUGCCCAAGCCAUGCCUAGACAUACCCGUUCCUCCAAGGACCAAUGGAGACCAGCUUACCAAGUACUCAGUUCCGCAUCAGAGAAAGAGCUGCGAUCCCCAGACUCUAUCCCCUGUGGACAAGCGGCUGGCCAGGAUCCAUGCCAUCCUGAAAGCCCUGCAAGGAAUCCACAAACAGACCUCGUCCGUCAUCGCGGAUAUACAUUCCCUAAUGGCUACUAUUAACUAUUUGGAGCGGGGACACUGCACCAACAUAAAGAUCACUCCAUUUGUGCAGUCAGCGCAGGGUGCGAAACCGUCGCCAAUAAAGGCCACCAUCGAAUUGGAUCGGCUGCGCAGGACCAAGCACGGAACCCAGUACACGCGGGAGCUGAUGGACGUACGUCCUCCGUACAUCCUUGACCAUGUGCCGCAAUUGAAACCCAACAUUUUCGACGGUUUGGGUAGAAAGGCAGGAAGGAAGAAAACAAAAGCUAAGCACUGAACCGAACCAUUUCUGGUGGGGAAAAUAAUUUAUUACUCCAAGAAUUAGUCUACUUAGACAUAGUCUAAUGAACAUGCUCUAUGCUACGCUAGUCCUGUCCUGCGUCGGUUUGAUAUAUACAAUUUACAAUAAUCUUAUUUAGCUCGGGCAAAGUCGUGGCAAGUUUACAGAGAACGAUUUAAGAUUAAGAUACGCUCUUUAUAUAAAUAAUAUCCGAACCAAGCGAUUCUCUGCUAAGCUCCCUUCCUUUUGAGUGGAUCAUCAUUGAACUAAAACUUGAGGACUUGUAUCCCAAAAGUCCUUGUGUUUGGGGCUAACAUUUGCCUGGCACUUAUUUGUUUUCCGAGAGUAUUCUUUGCCCAUAAAUUCCCUUCACGUCUGUGCUCAUAUGGCCUGCCUCUGUGCU